Molecule: messenger RNA, 1534 nt
Organism: Boeremia exigua
Lineage: Eukaryota; Fungi; Ascomycota; Dothideomycetes; Pleosporales; Didymellaceae
Exons: 2
Coding region: 1-1389 (462 amino acids)
Source: RefSeq, a predicted model, not a curated record
AUGGCGAAACUACUUCCAACCCUUUGUUCACCGUUCAAUAUUCUUCUAAUUCUCCAACUUGUUUCAGUCCCACUUGUUAGAGGCCAAGCCAAUAGCACGUUCGUAGAUCAGUCCGGGUACAGUACCUUCGAGCUUUUCAAGAACACUGGACUGCAACCAUGCCCUGUCAACUACACUGCAGCAUCAGUAAAUGCUCUCGUGCCGAGAGAGCCAAGGAGGGGCGGAGGAGGUGGAGGAGGCACGCGUGGCGGCGGUACUACAGACCCAUUAUUCGCCAGCGAUUGGGCUGGAUCUCAGGCAGGAUACUGCAAACACAUGACAGGUAUACCGAUCAUGAUUCCGACACUGCCCACGCAGAACGCCUUCACACCAUGGUGGCCCACUUUCACCCUGCAGUUUGUGAGCCUGCUCUUCACCUGGCUCGGUCUCUGGUGGACGACCCGAAGCGUCGAGAGGAACGCUGAGGUACAGGAUAUGAGCCUUCCUGUGACGUUCUGGAUCCAACUCCCUAUCGAUCUUGCCCGCAUUGUUGCUUGGUUCGUCAGGACUAGCCAAGGGUUAGUAGAUGCAACCCGUUUUUCGUGGGUCAGCGUCAUUCUGUGGCUUGUACCUUUCAACUACAUCUGGCUUACGCGGUUAUUGGGAUCCAAAACGCAAGACUACGCGCCUGUUCUCCGUCAAGAAACGAAUCGGGUGGGAGUGUUUACUGAGCAAGCACAGCCAUUAUACGAAAACUCGGGGUCUGAAACGAAGCAUACCGACUUUCAAAGCGUUACCGAGACUGCAACUCACCGGAUACGUCCAAGAAUGUACUGGGCAUCGAUGGCUUUUGCAGUCGUCACCAUCGUCCAGUGGUGUAUGUCACUUGCAGUUGUCGCGCUCCAUUUUAAAUACUCCUGGCUUGACAAGGGAAAUCAUCCCACAUACGUUGAAACGCCUCGAGCAGUCAGCAACCCUUCUUCGAUCGCCCGCAUGCCCCAAUCCUGCUUGGACUGGCUCGAACAAUCAUCUGACCUUGUAGCCUCCAAGCUGUUGGACAUGAAAUUGGUCCAGGUCCUAUUUACCUUGAUCAAUGCUUUCCAAUUCGUUGUAUGCACUCUUGUUGUGCUCUUUAGUACGCGCAGUCGCUAUCGUAUACUCGGGAAGCUGAAGAUCAGCGCAUGGGCAUCGUUACUCUCCCUUGGUCUCCCAGCUCUCGGAACUGGAAUCUGGAUCAUAGCGAAGGUUGCUUUCGGGAACCAGGAUAUAUGGAUCACGUAUACUCAUAAUACGACGACUACAGGAGGUUGCACUUUCGCGGCUGUGACGAUGGAUAGGCAGUGGGGAUACUGGGACGUGCAGUACAACCUCCCAGUCAGAAUCGCUAUGAGUGCUCUUGGCGUUGCUUGAACUCGCUGCUUGAAACAGACGUAUGUAGUCAAGACACACGUCAGAAAACGAAUUAAGAUGACCAAAGAACCUCCAAAUAGACAGCAACGAAACCAGAGCUGGUAGAUCGGGGUAGAAAAGCGAUAAAUUGGUCAACACUGACAAG